Terrapene triunguis (Three-toed box turtle) is the source of this 553-nucleotide messenger RNA. Its product is annotated as protein ADP-ribosylarginine hydrolase-like. Lineage: Eukaryota; Metazoa; Chordata; Testudines; Emydidae. The transcript is spliced from 2 exons. The annotation marks the transcript as partial. The record is from RefSeq and is a predicted model, not a curated record.
UACCUGGCUGAGCGGGGCCUGGCCGAAGGACAUGGCCCCCCCCGGUUCCCCUCCCCCUACGGCCCGGCGGAGCGGGACGGGGUCUACCAGACCUUCAGCCUGGAGGGCUGGGCAGGGCGCAGCGGGCACGACGCCCCCAUGAUCGCCUACGACGCGCUGCUGGGCGCUGGCGACUGCUGGGACGAGCUCUGCAGCCGGGCCAUGUUCCACGGGGGAGACAGCGACUCGACGGGCGUCAUUGCGGGGUGCUGCUGGGGGCUGGCGCACGGGCUGGCCGGGGUCCCCGAGGGGAAUCACCGACACCUGGAGUACCGGCACCGCAUGGAGGCAGCCGCCGACCGGAUCCACGCCCUGGCCUGGGGGGAGAGCGCCCCGUGAGCGGGGGGACCCCGCACUGCCCAGACACCUGGGUUCCUUCUUAACCCCACCACGCUGGCCUCCCACCCUGCACUCAACAGCCAACCCCGCCGCAGGCCAGGGCUGGAUUUGGGGGGUCCCCCAUUCCCCAGACACAUGGGGGAGGGGCACCAAAUUCCCAUCCCCCCCCAGUGCA